AUGCUCGACCUAUUCAGGGAGACGAAAGAGUUCUACAAACUGCAGGAGCUGGAGAAGCUUGCUCCGAAGACGAAGGGCAUAACGUCGAUGAGCGUCAAGGAGGUCCUCCAGAGCCUUGUCGACGACUCGCGCAAACAGCUCUCUACUCUCGAGCAGAGCAUCAAGACGCUUAAAAGGCAGCAUCAGGACCUCGGGCAGGACGUCGUCAAGGAAGAAGCCGACCGCGAAGAGACGGCGAAGCUCCAGUCUCAGCACCUCGAGCUCGAGAAGCAGCUCGACAGCUUCACUACGCCGGACGAGGUCAAGCUCGCCGAGACGAAGCAGGAGCUCAUCGAACGCCUCAAAACGUCUGCGCUCCGUUCGACCGGUAAGAUCAUCUCGCUCGUCCUCCUCCUCGCGCCCGCCGGCUCAUCCCCUCGCUUCGCAGACAACAUCUCGGCCUUCCUCUCGUACCAGACCAACAACGGCGGCUCGGAGGCCGCAGCCGCGUUCAGGCAGGAGCACAAUCUCCCCGAAGACUUUGACGACCUCGCUUUCUGA
Rhodotorula toruloides NP11 is the source of this 540-nucleotide messenger RNA. Its product is annotated as meiotic nuclear divisions 1-like protein. The record is from RefSeq and is a predicted model, not a curated record. The transcript is spliced from 7 exons. The coding region runs from base 1 to 540 and encodes 179 amino acids. Lineage: Eukaryota; Fungi; Basidiomycota; Microbotryomycetes; Sporidiobolales; Sporidiobolaceae.